CAAGUUCUCGAUAAGAACACAUGGGUGUAUGAUGUGACUGGCCUUCUACAACACUGCGUCGCUGUGCUCCGUCUUUGUCAUCAGCUAACUGAUCAGCUAGCUGCUGUUCCUCUGCAGCAUGCAUCACCACAGCUCAAUCAUAUGUUGUGCCAGGCAACAUUGCGUGUCAUGCCUCGUUUUGACGAUCUGCUCAGUGCAGUAGCGAGCCCAGCGGUUGAUAUCCGAGUGCUCGAAGCACGUGCCACGGCAUUAGCCACUGUAUGCUGGGCGCUAUAUCUACCAUUCUCCCUCAUCAGCCAAAAAUACAGAGAAGCGAUGGGUGAGCCACUGCAGCAGAUGGACCAUCAUCUAGAUGCCUUGCGGCAGGCAGCCGAAAUCGCUGAAAGAGCUAAUUUGGGCAAGCUGGAGCUUGACUGGUCCCACUUGGAUGCCGUUGCCGAAAACGUAGUUGCUCAAGAAUCCGCCAAAAUAGUGACGGAAACUACACCACUCGUCUACACAGAAGAAGAAACACCAGAAGUGCGCGAUCCCGUCACUGAACCCAACGAUGUGUAA
Molecule: messenger RNA, 555 nt
Organism: Strongylus vulgaris
Lineage: Eukaryota; Metazoa; Nematoda; Chromadorea; Rhabditida; Strongylidae
Source: the annotation of a GenBank genome assembly